Messenger RNA from Vigna unguiculata (cowpea), 915 nucleotides. The record is from RefSeq and is a predicted model, not a curated record. NCBI's taxonomy places the organism in Eukaryota, Viridiplantae, Streptophyta, Magnoliopsida, Fabales, Fabaceae.
AUGAAAAAGCCGUAUAGCCGACCUCAGACAUCUCAGGGUCCCAAUUGCUACCAGUGUGGCAGACCCCACCUGAAGAGAAAUUGUCCACAGCUGGCAGGUGGAGUAGGAGGGUCAGGAGACUGUCGCAAGUGUUUUAUAUGCGACAAACCGGGACACUUCGCCAAUAAUUGUCCAGAGAAAAAGAGUCUUGGCACGAAGAAGUUAGCAGCAUCGCCAACAGAGCGAGCUAGAGCUGCGGGCAGAGUCUUUGCCCUGACCACCACAGAGGCUACACAGUCGGGUAAUCUUAUACUUGAACCUUGUAUACUGUUUGGUAAUGUAGUGCUUGUAUUAUUUGAUUCCGGGGCAACCCAUUCUUUUAUUUCUGAUGUGUGCGUGGGGAGAUUGCAAUUGGUGACACACGAUUUGGGAUGUGAGUUGCUUGUUUCAACUCCCUCCUCAGGUCAAGUGGCUACCAGUUCAGUCUGCGUUAGGUGUUCUAUGGAAGUGGUAGGUCGCAGAUUCAAGGUGAACUUGGUGUGCUUGCCUUUGGAGGGACUAGACGUAAUCUUGGGGAUGGACUGGCUGUCUAACAAUCACGUCAUAAUUGAUUGUGGACGGCGCAGUUUGAGGGCGAUAAACGAAGUAGAAGCCGGAGCCACCUACUUUAUGAUAGUGGCUCAUGCAGAAAAGAAUAGUACCACCGAGAAGAUCAAUAUGAUUCCAGUCGUGGAGGAGUAUGCCGACGUAUUUCCAGAUGAAAUACCCGAGUUGCCACCGAGUAGGGAUGUGGAUUUCUCCAUUGAUAUCAUCCCUGGGGCUGGCCCAGUAUCCAUGGCGCCGUAUAAAAUGGCACCCGCAGAGUUGGCAGAGUUGAAGAAGCAAAUAGAAGAUUUGCUUGAGAAGAAGUUCAUUCGGCCGAGCGCAUCACCUUAG